UUAGAUGCAAAACUGAUCGAGUCAUUGUGAGACGCUACAGAAUCGAUUCAAAUUCCUGAUCAGUUUCCUUUGUGAAUCAAUCCCUCCGCGCGGCCAUGAAUCGGCUCCUCUGUACACUCUUCCUCCUGUUCGUCCAUGCUUCGGACAAGAAGACUUGGGGGAACAAAGAGGAAGACGACUUCCUGAAGGAUUGCCGGACCACGAGAUGUGGAGGAAUAACUGUGAGAUACCCCUUCCGCCUAAAAUCCAGUCCUCCUUAUUGUGGCGUUCAAGGCUUGGAGCUUUCGUGUUCUGGCGGUGACGCCAUCCUCUCACUUCCCCCGUUAGGACUCUGCACGGUGAUCUCCAUCGACUACUAUUAUGGCGAAAUCAGAAUCAAGUUGGGAGAGUCGUGGUCUCCGUGCCCACUGCAAAAGCUCAGUUCCAUCGACCUCACCGGCAGCCCAUUUUACGAAACUUAUUUGCAAGCUCUUAUUUUCGUGAAUUGCUCAGGAAAAUUUACACCAGAUCCGGCGUGGAUCACCGGACCGAUCCCGUGCCUUGGCAAUGGAAGUCACUACGUUUAUGCAGCGGAUUCUUCCGAGCCUAUGGGCGAUCUUCCUUCUGUUUGCAUGGUGACUUCUUCAACCGAUGGCUGGAUCCCUUACGAUUCUGGAUCAUGGGAAGAAAAUGUGCAGAAAUUCAUCCGAACGCAAGAAAUGAAUCUUCGAAUUUCUGUGCCAGAGACCCGUAUAUGCAGAGAAUGUGAAGAAGCAAGAAAGCCCUGUGGAUUCAACCGCACCGGAAACCAAACCUACUGUAUAACCCGGCAUCACGGUUCAAACAUUAAGAUUAUUAUUGUAGGCACUUGUACCGCUGGAUUUGUUCUAGUUUUGUUGCCAGCACUCAUUCUAUUCUACGUUCGAAGGAAAUCUACAAAAGAAGAAGAAACACGUUUGAAGGUUGAAAAUUUUCUAGCAACAUAUGGUGAUGCAAAACCAACACGAUACACUUUCGCUGAUGUUAAGAAGAUCACCAGAAGGUUCAAGGAUAGGCUGGGGCAAGGGGGAUAUGGCAGUGUGUACAAAGGCGAACUACCGAAUGGAAUCCCUGUAGCAGUUAAGAUGCUGGAGAGAUCUAAAGGGGAGGGCGAAGAGUUCAUCAACGAGGUAGCAACCAUCGGAAGAAUUCACCAUGUCAAUAUCGUCCGCCUCCUGGGAUUCUGCUCCGAGAGAUCAAGUCGCGCUCUCAUCUAUGAAUUCAUGCCCAAUGAGUCCUUGGAGAAGUACAUUUUCUCAAGAGAAGCUAGUGGAGCCGAUAAACCACCUCUGAACAUGGAGAAGUUGCUCAACAUCGCUAUACGCGUUGCCCGGGGCAUCGAGUACUUACACCAGGGAUGCGAGCAACGCAUUCUUCAUUUCGACAUCAAGCCCCACAACGUUCUCUUGGAUCAUGAAUUCAAUCCAAAGAUCUCAGACUUUGGUCUUGCAAAGCUUUGCUCGAGGGAGCAGAGCAUUGUGACCAUGACCGCUGCGAGAGGCACCAUGGGCUACAUCGCGCCGGAGAUGUACUCCAGAAACUUUGGAACGGUCUCUUACAAAUCCGACGUCUACAGUUUUGGCAUGCUGGUCUUGGAAAUGGUAGGAGGUAGGAAGAAUCAUGACCCUGAGAUCGGAAAGCAGAACGAAAUCUAUUUUCCGGAAUGGGUAUAUGACCGACUAGUUCACAGGCAGGAUCUGGGAUUGGCGAUGGAGAUGGAGGGAGAAGAAGAAGAAAUCGUGAAGAAACUUGCUAUUGUGGCUCUGUGGUGCAUUCAAUGGAGUCCAACUGAUCGGCCUUCCAUGACUAGAGUACUUCAGAUGCUGACAGGAACCUUGCAAAGCUUGCAGAUGCCUCCAAAACCUUUUGUGUCCUCACUUGAUCAUGUCUAAUAUUGGCUUAGAAAUGUUCCUAGCCAUCACUCAUGACAGCUAUUGUUAUCUUUUUAAUUGUUAUCCAAUGCUAUUCUUGUU
This is a messenger RNA of Musa acuminata subsp. malaccensis (wild Malaysian banana), 1991 nucleotides long. Its product is annotated as rust resistance kinase Lr10-like. Gene Ontology annotation, biological process: protein phosphorylation. Gene Ontology annotation, molecular function: protein kinase activity; polysaccharide binding; ATP binding. The record is from RefSeq and is a predicted model, not a curated record. NCBI's taxonomy places the organism in Eukaryota, Viridiplantae, Streptophyta, Magnoliopsida, Zingiberales, Musaceae.